AAGGGCGAGGGCCCUGCUUCUUCCCCUCUGCUUCCCUGGUUCCUUCGUGGGGAGACUCACGCUAGGGCUUCCUGUUGGCUUUCCCCAUGACUAAAGUGCACGGGUCCUGCCUCAUCACGGCCGCUGCCCGCUUGGCUGCCUCUCCCCACUUCCUCCAGCGUCCUUAGAGUCCGGUGGGCCUGCAGACCUGGCACACAGCACCCCCACCUGCCUUUGUCACACCCACACCAACGAGGGUUCUCUGUGGUGGCCUGGCAGGCUAGAGGGCUGCUGGGUGUGCAGACGGUCAAGCAUGGAAGGGUCCAUCCGGCUGCUGGCUUGCUUGGCAUGUGUCCUCCAGAUGGGAUCACUUAUGAAAACUAGAAGGGACGCUCUAGGGGAUUUGCUCAACACAGAGGCGCACAGCGCGCCGGAGCAGCGCUGGUCCAUGCAGGUGCCCGCCGAGGUAAGCGCGGAGGCGGGCGACGCGGCGAUGCUGCCCUGCACCUUCACGCACCCGCACCGCCACUACGACGGGCCGCUGACGGUCAUCUGGCGCGCGGGCGAGCCGUACGCGGGCCCGCAGGUGUUCCGGUGCACCGCAGCGCGCGGCAGCGAGCUGUGCCAGACGGCGCUGAGCCUGCACGGCCGCUUCCGCCUGCUGGGCAACCCGCGCCGCAACGACCUGUCCCUGCGCGUCGAGCGCCUCGCCCUGGCGGACAGCGGCCGCUACUUCUGCCGAGUGGAGUUCGCCGGCGACACCCACGACCGCUAUGAGAGCCGCCACGGCGUCCGGCUGCGCGUGACCGCUGCACCCAGGAUCGUCAGCAUCUCUGUGCUACCCGGCCCCUCGCACGCCUUCCGCGCGCUCUGCACCGCCGAGGGGGAGCCCCCACCUGCCCUCUCCUGGUCCGGCCCCGCCUUGGGUAAUAGCUCGGCUGCCGUGCGGGACCAGGGUCACGGUUACCAGGUGACAGCCGAGCUGCCUGCGCUGCCCCGGGAUGGUCGCUACACGUGCACUGCAGCCAAUAGCCUGGGCCACGCGGAGGCCAGCGUCUACCUGUUCCGUUUCCAUGGCGCCCCCGGAGGAGCAUCGACUCUGGCGCUCCUGCUCGGCGCCCUGGGCCUCAAGGCGCUGCUGCUGCUUGGCGUUCUAGGUGCGCGCGCCACCCGCCGACGACUAGAUCACCUGGUCACCCAGGACACCCCUCCACGGUCUCAGGCUCAGGAGUCCAAUUAUGAAAAUUUGAACCAGAUGAAUCCCAGGCCACCAGCUGCCACGUGUUUGCCGUGAGGAACUCCUUGGGCAUCAUCAACCAGUCGUGCACCAUGAGAAAUGAAAGACAGUACCAGGCUAGACCUGCACCGCUCCUCCUAAUUCCCAGGUUUCUUGGCAGCUGUGGGCCAGGUAACUUCCAAAGGGACCCAGGACGCUGCUCACAGAGGUUCAGAGCCCUGCGGUAUUAUGCCAUGGAGCCAACAAUCUGGAUGUAUGUGUAUAUGUAUGCCCACAUGAGCCUCAGGACGAAACUUCUGGAAAAACUACUUUGUAAUUUUCUUACUUAGAACUAUAUAGUAAAGCAGAUGGGAAACUAGCCAUAAGGUCUAGAGGUCCAGGCUCCAGCCUGCUCUGGCACCAACUUGCGGUAUAGACCAGGACACUUUCUCCACAUCUCUGGGCCUCAGAUUAUCCACGACCGACCAGUUUGGAGGAAAGAGUAGAUGUGAUGGAGCAGUUAAACUACAAAUCUGUCUCAACCGUGGGCCUUUGGACAUGGAGAAUUGAGAUAAGUGUGGCACCGCUCAGCCUGUGGAGACCGAAGCACCCAGACAACAAGCCUGGGGCAGGAGCUGUGCUCAGAGGAACCGCCAACCCUGGAAACUUGAUAGCAAGAAGAGGCCUGGAGCCUUCUGAGAGCUCCACAGGGACUGUCCCAGCCCUCUGCUCAACUGAGGUCCUAUCAGCUGAUCCACACUGCUUUGAGCUGGGACCUACCAGGAGAAGGAAACCGAAGACCCCUUAUCUCAAAGCAUCUGAAAGCCAUAUGUCAAGAACUGGGAGACCUGAAGGGGCACUGGGUUCUAGAGAAUAUGGCAGCUGUGGCUCUGACCUCUCUGUGCAGCGCACACCCUCAUGGGAUGCACCAAAUCCAAGGGCGCUGGCAAUUUCUCCCCACUUGUCUGAGCCCAGCCAGGUUCACUUCAAGAGUAGUGUUUUCCUUA
This is a messenger RNA of Peromyscus leucopus (white-footed mouse), 2202 nucleotides long. RefSeq names its product sialic acid binding Ig like lectin 15 (gene Siglec15). Gene Ontology annotation, biological process: regulation of bone resorption; regulation of actin cytoskeleton organization; regulation of osteoclast development. Lineage: Eukaryota; Metazoa; Chordata; Mammalia; Rodentia; Cricetidae. Gene Ontology annotation, cellular component: plasma membrane. The record is from RefSeq and is a predicted model, not a curated record.